GGCUCCCUGGGGCUCCCUGCUCUGACAGCUGAGACUUUCUGCUCCGUAACUCCCGGGAAAGGGGAAGACCCGGAUGUACCCUUUCUGGGUGAGUGAGGCUGGUAGUGUGUCCGAAAGCAGGUGCGCAUGUGCAACAAGUGGGGAUUGGCUGAGGUGGUGUGCGGGGCUGUAAAAAAGUGUGCUGGGGGAAGGGGAGAGUCUGUGAGUGUGUAUGUGUGUCCCACUGGGGGAUCUGAGCGCCACCUACCGGGCCUCGGAAAGCAUUCACUCAAUAGACACCCAUUAGGAGAUUUUGGCAUAUACCAGGCUUUCGCCUGAGGCAUUUUGCAGACUAAAGAAGAGUCUGGGCUGCGCUGGAGGGGAAAUUGGGGUGGGGAGGAGGAGGCUGUACCGGCCCCGCCUCACUCCUCCAGGACUCCUGGAAUUCUUGUAUAACUCCUUCCCCACCAUGGCUCUAAACCCAGGGACUCAAGCCAGACUCCAUUACCCAGAAUUCUAACUUUCAGGUAAACCCCUGCCCUUCCCCCAUCCUUAUGCCAUAUUCCAGAAAGCAUUGUUUCAGACUUCACAGAAAUCUUGGCACCCCCCCUAUGGCAUCUCCAAGGCAUUCUGGGAAUCUUUUGUACGUAGUCUCAGGUCUUGGAAGACUCACAGUUGUGGUUUUUUGACCCAUUUUUUUAUGUGAGGCUGAGAGGUGGUCAGUGCGCAGGCGCGGUCCUGGCCCCCUGCCUUGGCUACUGAGACUUUCUACUCCCAACUCCUGGGCUGCAUGAAGACUCCCGUGGUGCAGUUUCAGAUUGCUUAGGUGGGGGCGGGGAAGGCGCAUGUGCAAGCAGAGAGGAGGGGCAGGAGCCCGGCUUCCAAGUGGAAAUGCUUGUGGUGGGGGGGAGGGGCAGUCUCCCUGUGUGUCCUUGUCUGACCAUCACUUGAAAGGACCACAGAAAAGGGACAAACACGGAAGUGCCUGGCUCAGGCCGGGGCGGCUCUGUCUAUACCAGGAGCCACGGCGGGGCUUUGCCCUCCCCCAGAGGAGCGAAUGAGUCCGCAGCCCCGAUGGGAGAAGUAGGCAACGUGAGCCUGUCAGGGGGGCAGCGAGGGUGGGGGUUCCUGUGCCCACAUGCCAUGGAAGGAGCCUGAUCUUGGGCACAGAAGAAAUGCCAACAGGCUCUCCUCCCCCCAACCUGAUGCCCGUCUACCUCUCUGCACCCCUCCCCAAUCUCCCACAAUCCAUCAAUGCAGUUUGUGAAUGGAAUGAAGCCAAAGAUGGUGGCAGAGAAGGUGAGGAAGUUUCUUCCUGACCUGUCCAAGGCCCUUCCGAAGCCUGAGGCUCCCUGUUCUCCUCUGUCCAAUGAGGAAUUCUGCCCACCUUGGGGCUCCCACUCCCUGAAGGAUCACAGUGUGGCCCAAGCAGAGACCCCAGAGCCAGAGGGAAUAACUCCCAGGAUCCCAAGGCCCACCUCCCAGAGGCAGAGACUAAUUUUGAAGUGACAGAGAUGUCUACAAAGCUGAGGCUUUUUGUGGAAGGAUCUGGCGUCCAAAGGUGCAUGAAUGAGGUUCCUCAUGACUGCAUUUUGAGAGAAAUCUGUGACUCUGAUAUGCAGGGCUCAUUAACAUUCAAGGAUGUGGCUGUGGACUUCACCCAGGAAGAGUGGUGCCUAUUGGACCAUUCUCAGAAGGAACUGUACCUGGAGGUCAUGCUAGAGAAUGUGCAGAAUCUACUCUCUGUGGGUCUUCCAGUUCCUAGAGAAUAUUUUACUUCCCCUUUUCAGCAAGGGGAAGCACCAUGGCUGCUAGAGCAAGACGUUUCCAGGAGCUCCUGUCCAGAGACAGAGACUAAAUUUGAAAUGAAGGAGUUUUCUACAAAACUGAGAAUUUUUGUGGAAGGAUCUGACCCCAAAAGAUGUAUAAAUGAUGGUUCCCAUCACUUCAUUUUGAGAGAAAUCUGUGACUCUAAUAUCAAGAUCAAUAAAAAUGUAAAUAGUAAAUAUGAAUUUGAUGACCCUUCAGGGAAAUUCAGCGAAUAUUCAGUCCUAAAUAAGCGUGUGAAAUUAAGCUCUAGAAAUGUCUGUUGUGAGGAUAGUCAAUAUAGCAAACACUUUCCUGAAGUAGUAGGACUUUUUCAGUGGAAUGAGAAACCUUCUGAAAAGUCCAUGUAUCACGGUAACCUAGGAGGAAUAGGCUUUGGCUGCAGUUUAGACUUCAGUAGACAUCCAAAAAGUAAAUGUGUAGAAAUGGUUUCUGAGAAGGAUGAAGGAGAGAAACCUUACAGUCAAAACUCUAAUCUUGCUGCACAUCAAAUAAUCCAUUCGGCAGAGAAACUUUAUGAAUGUAAACAAUGUGGAAAGGUUUUCAAACGAAAAGACUCUCUUGCAGUGCAUCAGAGAAUCCACUCUGGAGAGAAACCUUAUGAGUGUAAACAAUGUGGAAAGUCUUUCACACAGAGAAGUCAUCUUGGUAAACAUCAGAGUAUCCACAAUGGAGAGAAACCUUAUGACUGUAAACAAUGUGGAAAGGCUUUCAGACUUAGGGACCAUCUUGAUGCACAUCAGAGAAUGCACACUGGAGAGAAACCUUAUGAAUGUAAACAGUGUGGAAAGGCCUUUACAGGGAGCAGCUCCCUUGCCUCACAUCAGCUAAUCCACUCUGGAGGAAAACCUUAUGACUGUAUACAGUGUGGAAAAGCUUUCAGACAGAAGGACCAUCUUGUUGUACAUCAGAGAAUCCACACUGGAGAGAGACCUUAUGAAUGUAUACAAUGUGGAAAGGCUUUCACAGAGAGGGGCAAUCUUGCUACACAUCAGAGAAUCCACACUGGAGAGAAAUCUUAUGAAUGUAAACAAUGUGGAAGGGUUUUCAGACAGAGGGACAAUCUUGUUGCACAUCAGAGAAUCCACACUUGAUUGAAACCAUAUGAAUGUGAACAGUGUGGAAAGGCUUUCACAGAGAGGGGCAGUUUUGCUGCACAUCAGAGAAUCCACACUGGAGAGAAACCUUAUGACUAUAAACAAUGUGGAAAGGCUUUCAGACAGAGGGACAAUCUUGCUGCACAUCAGAGAAUCCACACUGGAGAGAAGCCUUAUGAAUGUAAACAGUGUGGAAAGGCUUUCAAACAAAAAGACUCUCUUGCAGUGCAUCAGAGAAUCCACUCUGGAGAGAAACCUUAUGAGUGUAAACAAUGUGGAAAGUCUUUCACACAGAGAAGUCAUCUUGGUAAACAUCAGAGUAUCCACAAUGGAGAGAAACCUUAUGACUGUAAACAAUGUGGGAAGGCUUUCAGACUUAGGGACCAUCUUGAUGCACAUCAGAGAAUGCACACUGGAGAGAAACCUUAUGAAUGUAAACAGUGUGGAAAGGCCUUUACAGGGAGCAGCUCCCUUGCCUCACAUCAGCUAAUCCACUCUGGAGGAAAACCUUAUGACUGUAUACAGUGUGGAAAAGCUUUCAGACAGAAGGACCAUCUUUGUACAUCAGAGAAUCCACACUGGAGAGAGACCUUAUGAAUGUAUACAAUGUGGAAAGGCUUUCACAGAGAGGGGCAAUCUUGCUACACAUCAGAGAAUCCACACUGGAGAGAAACCUUAUGACUAUAAACAAUGUGGAAAGGCUUUCAGACAGAGGGACAAUCUUGCUGCACAUCAGAGAAUCCACACUGGAGAGAAGCCUUAUGAAUGUAAACAGUGUGGAAAGGCUUUCAAACAAAAAGACUCUCUUGCAGUGCAUCAGAGAAUCCACUCUGGAGAGAAACCUUAUGAGUGUAAACAAUGUGGAAAGUCUUUCACACAGAGAAGUCAUCUUGGUAAACAUCAGAGUAUCCACAAUGGAGAGAAACCUUAUGACUGUAAACAAUGUGGGAAGGCUUUCAGACUUAGGGACCAUCUUGAUGCACAUCAGAGAAUGCACACUGGAGAGAAACCUUAUGAAUGUAAACAGUGUGGAAAGGCCUUUACAGGGAGCAGCUCCCUUGCCUCACAUCAGCUAAUCCACUCUUGAGGAAAACCUUAUGACUGUAUACAGUGUGGAAAAGCUUUCAGACAGAAGGACCAUCUUUGUACAUCAGAGAAUCCACACUGGAGAGAGACCUUAUGAAUGUAUACAAUGUGGAAAGGCUUUCACAGAGAGGGGCAAUCUUGCUACACAUCAGAGAAUCCACACUGGAGAGAAAUCUUAUGAAUGUAAACAAUGUGGAAGGGUUUUCAGACAGAGGGACAAUCUUGUUGCACAUCAGAGAAUCCACACUUGAUUGAAACCAUAUGAAUGUGAACAGUGUGGAAAGGCUUUCACAGAGAGGGGCAGUUUUGCUGCACAUCAGAGAAUCCACACUGGAGAGAAACCUUAUGACUAUAAACAAUGUGGAAAGGCUUUCAGACAGAGGGACAAUCUUGCUGCACAUCAGAGAAUCCACACUGGAGAGAAGCCUUAUGAAUGUAAACAGUGUGGAAAGGCUUUUAAAUGGAGCAGCUCCCUUGUUACACAUCUGCUAAUCCAUCGUGGAAAGAAACCUUAUGAAUGUAAACAGUGUGGAAAGGAUUUUAAUUGUCUCCGCUCUCUUGCAGUACAUCAUAGAAUCCACUCUGGAGUGAAACCUUAUGAAUGUAAACAGUGUGGAAAGACUUUCACACAGAGGGGCCAUCUUUCUAUACAUCAGAGAAUCCACAUUAGAGAGAAACCUUAUGAAUGUAAACAGUGCGGAAAUGCUUUCACACAGAGGGACAGUCUUGCUGCACAUCAGAGAAUCCACACUGGAAGAGAAACCUUAUAACUGUAAACAUUGUGGAAAGUCUUUCAAAUGUAAAAUCUGCUACAGCACAUCAGAGAUUCCACACUAGAGAGAAACCUUAUGAGUGUAAACAAUGUGGAAAGGUUUUCACAAAGAGGAGUCAUCUCAGUAGACAUCAGAGAAUGCACACUGGAGAGAAACCUCAUGAAUGUAAACAGUGUGGAAAAGCUUUCACAGAGAGAGGAUCAAUAAACAUCAGAGAAACCUCAUUAAUGUAAACAGUGUUCUUGUAGAUUUCUUGUAGAACCUGGGAAGUGAAGUGGGACCCCUUGUCGGAAUCUAUGGUAUCGGGAAUGCCAAGUCUAGGUAUAAUCUCCUGUAAUAGAAAUCUCACUACGAUCACCGUGAUAUCUACUAUCACCUUAGAUUUCUUGUAGAAUCUGGGAAGUGUCAUUUUUCUUGGAUGGACAUGCUUCAACCCAUCUAGUCAGUCUAGCCACAAUCACCAAUGCAUAUUUGUAUCCCUUGUCUUUAGGCAUGUUGAUAUAAUCAAUUUGAAUGCACUGGAAAAGCAGAUAGCUGAGUGGUAAGCCUUUCAAUGCUAUGCUCUUAAAAUGUCCUUGAUUAUACCUUCUGCAUGUUUCACAUGCCUGACAAGUCCUAAUGGCUUUUUUUGUUAUUCCAGGUGCUGUCCAAUACCUCUGUACGUUAUCCAGAAUCCAUUGCACUCCAUAAAGUCCCUUUGCAUGAAUUACAGUGCAUAGAUGUUGAUACAACUUUUUAGGGAGAAUAGGUUUACCCCCCUUGAGCAAUUCAGAUACCUUUGAUUAGUUUAGUGCCUAGAUGCUCUUUCCAUGACUGUAUUUCUUCCCUGUUGUAGGUUUUAGUGAGAUUAUGCCUUUCAAGCAGAGAAAUUCAGGACAAGGUGGGGUCCGAACCUUGCAGUGUAUUUUGAUGUUAUGUCUGCUCUGUCAUUCCCUAGGGAUAUUCUGUCCUUCCCAUGAGUAUGUGCCUUACAAUGGAUUAUGGCCAACUCUUUAGGAAAGUCUAUAAACUGAUUUUGGAGAAUCAUAUUAUUUAAUUCCCAAUUAAUUUUUGGUUUGGCUCUCCAUGUACCCUUACUUAUCGUUAUUUUUAUUGCCUUAUGAUCUGAACAGGUUGCAUUUAUUAUUUCUGCUUUUUUGUAUUUGUAUGCCAUGUUUUUAUGACCUAGUAUGUGAUCAAUUUUUGUGAAUGAACCAUGUGCUGCUGAAAAGAAGGUGUAUUUCUUUUUGUCCCUAUUUAUUUUUCUCCACAUAUCUAUUAACUCUAAUUUUUCUAAGAUUUCAUUCAUCUCUUUUACCUCUUUCUUAAUUAUUGUUUUAUUUGAUUUAUCUAAAUUUGAUAGUGGUAGGUUCAGGUCUCCCACUAGUCUAGUUUUACUAUAUAUUUCCUCCUUCAAUUCUCCUAGUUUCUCCAUUAGAAAUUUGGGUGCUAUACCAUUUGGUGCAUACAUGUUGAUUAGUGAUAUUUCCUCAUUUUCCCUGUAUGAUGAGAUAGAAUUCAGGAUCUCAAUGGAUCUAGAUGCUCUUCCCUCUCAGAGUUGAUUUCACAGAGAGUAAGGUUUAAGUAUUACCUAUUGGCACUCUCUUCCUCUCCUUCUUAUAAGAGUAUUCUUCCCCUCCCCUUCCCAUGUGUAUCUGUGUGAAAAACAGUAUUCUAUUUAUUUUAUUUCUAUUUCUUCAAGUAUCUCUUGGUACCAUCAUCAAUUCCCCUCCAUCCUUUCUUUUUUCUUUCUUUUUUUUGUACAUAUGGCAAAGUCGGGACAUUAAUUCAUUGCUGGUGGAGUUGUGAAUUGAUCCAACCAUUCAGGAGGGCAAUUUGGAACUAUGCCCAAAGGGCGAUAAAAGACUGUUUGCUCUUUGAUACAGUCAUAGCACUGCUGGGAUAGUACCCCAAGGAGAUAAUAAGGAAAAAUACAUGUACAAAAAUAUUCAUAGCUGCACUCUUUGUGGUGGCAAAAAAUUGGAAAAAGAGGGGAUACCCUUCAAUUGGAGAAUGGCUGAACAAAUUGUAGUAUAUGUUGGUGAUGGAAUACUAUUGUGCUCAAAGGAAUAAUAAAGUAGAGGAAUUCCAUGGGGACUAGAACAACCUCCAGGUAGUGUUGCAGAGAGAAAGGAGCAGAACUAGGAGAACAUUGUACACAGAGACUGAUACACUGUGGUAUAAUUGAAUGUAAUGGACUCUUACAUUAAUGGUAAAGCAUUGAUCCUGAACAAGCCAGAGGGAUACAGGGGAAAAAACACUGCCCCAGUGAAUUUUCUCCCAUUGCGAACAUAGGAGGACCCAUCUGUGUUUACCUCUAUCUCUGGAUGGAUAAGAAGUGUAUCUUUAAGAUGUUCAUUUGGUUUGUGAAUGAGUUUUACUAUUUGAUCACAAUCAUGCAAUUCUUCUCCAUCCAUUGGCAAAGCAGGAAUCAGAGUCGCUGGGUUCAAUGUUGCAUAUCUAUGAAUUGUGAUGUUAUCAUUGCGUAACAGAAUGACUUCACACUGGAAUAUUCUUGCGUCAGUGAAUGAAUGCAUAUCCUGUGACCGUAACAGUUUUUCAUUUUGGUGUGCAGAAUACACAUGCAAUUUACAUCCUAGUACUAUAUGAUUUCUUGACAAUUAGAGCUGUAACUACUAUGCUCAGGAGGUAAUGCACCAUUCCUUGUGCAACCGAGUCAAGGGUAGAGCGGUAAAAUGCAAUUGCCCUCAGAUUUAACCCAAAAUACUGUGCUAGCAUUCCAGAAGCAUGCCUUUUGCAUCUUGGGCUGUCUAUGAAGCCUUGUGGCAGAUGACCCAGGAGUAAUCACGGCUCUGCCAAGUGAAAGCAAAGAUAUGCCUGCAGUUCUCAUGUAUGGGUAUGGAAAAGAAGGCUGAGCACAAGUCUACUACUGUAAAGUAUGUAGCUGUGGUAGGAAUAGAAGAAAUAAUAGUAUUGAUGUUGGAAACUAUGGAGUGUCUCUUUAUAACGUGAUUGUUCACAGCCCUCAAAUCCUGUAUGAAUCUAGAGGUGUUUGACAUCGGGCCCUCUUUUUGGUUUUUUAACAGGUAUGUUGUAUUCAGAUUUACAAGGGAUUAUUAUUCCCUAUGUAAUUAAUGAGUUAAUUACUGGGGUAAUUCCCUCAAUUGCCUCUUUUGAGAGGGGAUACUGAGGAAUGGGAGGAGGUGGUGGGCUAGAUUUAGUUUUUAUGUGCACAGGAACAGCCAACUGAAAUAAGCCUAAAUCUGAAGAAGAUGUGGCCCAAAGAGACUCUGGUAUAUCUUCAGGUAUUACAAAGGUGGGAUGCUCUUUUCCCUCCUGACUCUCUGAGAAAAUUACAGGCAGUAAAUUUAAAGAUUCCUCCGGUACUUCCAAUGAUAAGGAACCAUCUGGGGAGCAAGUUAUUGUGGCUCCGAGUUUGCAUAGAAGGUCCCUCCCCAGCAAAUUUAGAGGGGAGUUAGGCAUCAAAAGGAAAGAAUGAUGUACCUCAAAGGGUCCUACAGACACCAUUCUAGAGGAAAGUUUUUUAACCCUUUGGGGUAUUCCUGACACUCCCAUUACAUUCUCUGAGCCAAUAGAAUAACAAUGUAAAUCAGGUGUUCUCUAUAAUACAGACAAGGAAUCUCCAGUGUCUAAAAGACAAUCAUUAUAGGUGUUACCCACCUUUAAAGUAACAUGGGGUUCAUUAGUAUGGGGGGAGUAGUGGAUAGGGACAACGGGUAGUAGGACACCAGGGUCUGGAAAAUCAAAGGUUAUAUCCUCUGAUUCCUGUGUCCCAGUCCCCCCCACACCUUCAUUGUGUUUGGGAAGUUCCUUGGACACCCCCUUGAAGGGCACCCCUUAAGGGGCAUUAGCACUGGGAGUAUUUUUUGGACGAGCACCACUGAAGUAUUAUUGUUGUGGAGUCAUUUGGUUUGAGUUAUAAUUUUCCAAAUAUCUAUUCCUAUAGAUAGUAUUCCUAAAGUUGUGGUUUCCAUUAUCAUUAUUAUAGUUGUUGCUAUAAUUAUCACUUCUGUAGUUGUUAUUAAACUGCAGAUUCCUUCUGCGUGCCUUGAGUAAAGUUCUACACUCUGCCAUUCUGUGGCCCUUCUUCUCACACAAUUGGCAAGUAACAAAUCAAUAAUUAGAUUCCUGGAGAGGGGCAAGUGCCAUUGGUUGAUUAUCAUGCCCUCUUUCCAGUUUUUCAAUCUUAUAUUUUAAAAAUGUUAAUCAUUUCUUUAUUCUUUGUUUCCCUUUGAAACAUAUAAAGCUGCUUUCCGCAAUUCUUCAAGGCCCAUCUCUGACCAUCUUGGGCAAUGUGUUCUAAAAUAAUCUCUAAUCACUUUGCAAGAGUUAAUGACAAAGUGCUUUCUAAUUGUUCUUAAGCUAUUUUCUUUAGAUAAGUCAAAAUCCAGGUAUCUAUCCCCAAACUCAAUUAUUCUGUCCAUGAAUCUGGAGAGUGUCUCUUCGUCAAUUUGCUUAAUCUUUUCAAAUUCUGUCCACUUAUCUGUACUGUCUGCACAUUCCCUCACUGCUGUAAGAAUGGCCUGUCUACAUCGGUAUAGUUGUAUAAGAUCCUCAGAGUCAUUAGAGUCCCAUUCAGGAUCCUGAGAUGGCCAAUGUGCUGCAUUGCACCCCCAGGUUUUGUUGACAUGAGUAAUUAUUUUAUUUUUCUUACAUUCAUUUUAAAAAGCCAAUAGCAAGUUCUCAACGUCCUUGUAAGACAGAUUAUACUGAAAAAAUAUGUCUGCCAUCUUUUUUGAUACUAGAAAGGGAUCUUGUUCAUAUGUGGGGAUAUUUCGUUUAAAUUCAUUUAUUUCUUGGGGAGUAAACAGUACAUUAUACCUUAAAGUCACCACAUCCCCAUGCCGUCCUAUUUCAAUUACUUCUCUUAAAGGAAAUGGGCCUCUAGUUGAAUUUUGUACCUGUCGAGGACUCCAUUUCCCAGAAUGCCUAUGUUAUGACAUCAUGCACAUCUUGGCCUCCCCCUGUGGAGGACUCCAUUUCUGCUGCUCUGGCAGCUGAGUCUUUCUGCUCCCCAAGUUCCCGGAAGGAUUCACGUUCUUCCCCUCCCCUCUGCAGUCUCCCUCCCAGAGUCAGCCCACAGCGGGGAGGGCCUCACCUGCUCGGGGACAGGACAAGCUGUGCGGGAUCCCUGCCCAGCAGGAGGGUGGGAUGGGGGAAGCAAAAGGGAAGCCCCUAGAAAAGCCUAAUUUAAAACCCUCAGAGCCCGCCUCCAGCACAGAACCCACCCCCAGAUCGAGCUCGGCUCCGCCCACCCAGUACAAUUUUCUUCUAGUCCUUAGGCCAAACCCAUCUUACCUUUAGGCCCCACCCGCAAACUCUCCGCCCCUCCCCUAUUCCCCACCCACACCUGUCUGGCGACCCUCCCGCUCACCUCAGCCCCGCCUAUCGAACUUCUGUGCUGCAGCCCCGGCCCCAGUCAGGUCCCGCCCCGUGCUUGAUCUUCCCAACGCUUCCCAGAAGGCUUUGCUCUAAGGUCUCCAGGUGUGGAGGGGUGCUCCUAGGCUUGUCCUCCAUCUCGGGUCCUCCUCUCACCGUUUGGCGGGAGGAAUCUGGUCCCAGACACGAGCCUGUGCAUGAAGCAGGCGAAGUUGCCGCAGGCCCCUGAGCGCCAAUCCUAAGGCCGUGAACCCAUCAAUACUGUUCUUUCUGUCGUCCUCAUUCCUGGAGGAGGCUGCAGAGGCCAGACGGCACCCAAGACCAUGGGAGACCAGGUGGUCCUCUGAGAGCAGCUGUGGGGGGCAGGGGAUGGACGGAGGGACGGAGGAGGAGUUCGAGGUCAAGCUUGGCCUGUAAAGAAGCCGCGGUUAAAAAGGGUUCUGAGCUGUUUGAGCCCCGGAAGUUCCUAUUGCUCACCGCUAGGGGGAGCCGCGGAGUCCCUCGUCCCCCCAGCCUCCUCUCUGCCUUGUGCCCAGAGCAAAUGAAGGGGACCCUGAACUUGUCCAAGUAAAGCCUCUUUAAGCACCACAAUAAAACUCUGACUGGGGAAACCAUCA
Messenger RNA from Monodelphis domestica (gray short-tailed opossum), 10719 nucleotides. NCBI's taxonomy places the organism in Eukaryota, Metazoa, Chordata, Mammalia, Didelphimorphia, Didelphidae. The record is from RefSeq and is a predicted model, not a curated record.